AUGGAAUCCUUUUUCUUACCUUCUGAAGAGCCAAGCACCGAGACGUCUCUGUUGGUUCCUGGAAGACAGGGUAAUCUUCAUAGAUUUACAGACAGUGGUGUCGGUCAGUUGGCGAGUUUUGUUACAGACAGAGUCAGCUCGACGUUUGAGAAACGCUGGAACUAUAGCCCAUUUGAAUUUAAAAAUGAAACGCUCAAUCAGCUCACAGUUCCUUAUACCCUUGCUGAGACGGCGGCCAUUGCGACAAUUUGUGCAAUUAUGUCCCUGACAACCAUCAUUGGCAACAUUCUUGUUGUUGUCGCCUUCAAAGUAGAGAAACAGCUUCAAACAGUUAGUAACUAUUUCCUCCUAAGCCUGGCAGUAGCUGAUUUGGCGAUCGGAGUGGUGUCCAUGCCAUUUUUCACCCUCUACCUACUAUACGGCUACAAAUGGCCGCUAGGUGCUACACUCUGUGAUUGCUGGCUUGCUAUUGAUUAUACUAUGAGCAAUGCGUCUGUGGCGAAUUUGCUGAUUAUCAGCUUCGAUCGAUAUUUCUCUGUCACACGCCCUUUAACAUAUAGGGCGAGACGAACCCCCAGGAGAGCAGCAAUUAUGAUAGGCUGUGCAUGGACGAUAUCAAUUCUUUUGUGGACCCCAUGGAUAUUCUCCUGGCCUUACAUAGAAGGUCAAAGAACGGUCCCGGCCAAUGAUUGUUAUAUACAGUUUCUGAAGACAAACUCCUAUGUGACUAUUGUAACGGCUCUUCUUGCAUUUUAUUUCCCUGUGAGUAUAAUGACGUUCCUUUAUUAUAAGAUAUGGAGAGCUACUGAGAAGAGAAAGAAACGGUUAGUUACUCUAACGGCGGAUCGACAACACAAUAACAGCAAGCGGUCGACUUGUUCAAGCGAUGACGAAAGUCUUGCGACGAGUAUGCAUCAGCGAUGGGCAAAUUCAUCUCCAGAGAUAAGCGAAAUUGAUUCUUUCACCGAACAUUUUAAUAAUCACCCCGAAAACUAUCAAAAGAAAUGGAUGAAAGUGCUCAAACGAUGCUGUUUAGUCGAUAAAGAGAUGGAUUACAAAGAAAAUUCCGAAAAAGUCGAUUCUAUGUUAUCGUCCGUAAUAACUAAGGACGUUCCCCAAAGCGACUCUUCUGCACCCACACGCCGAUUGGCUUUGUAUACCACUGCGUUGUCGAAUUCUUUAAAGACGAACUCACAGGCUAUUCACAGUGACAACGACAGCAAAUUUAACUCUUCUAUCGCUUUACGAAGAUCUCGAAAUACAGAACAGGGUGCUUGUAGGGCUCAUACAGUCGCUACAGAAUCGGAAUGUGUAAGCUUUUACAAUCAUCAUUUAGAUUCAAUAUAUGUAAAAAUUCCCAAUAAGGAGAAGUUAACGUUUCGGCUUGUCAAAGAAACCAAACUGGAAAACGCGGAACCAGUGAUUGAAAAUGAUGACUCAGAAGACGAUAGUAACCGAACGGAAAGCAGAAAAUCGAAUUCAGAAGCGACGUUUCGCGUUCAAAAUCAAAAAAAUCGAAAAACGGAGAAUGAAGUCUUCAAAGCAAAAGCGGCCGAUGAGAACGACAGUAACACCAGCACACCGGUGAUGAGUCGAAAGACGACCCCAACGCUCGAUUUGACCUCAAUUGCAAGGCAGACGAAACUUGCGCGUUGGGUGAUAGAGAGAAUGCGAACGCAGCAAGUGAAGAGGAAGAAACAGCAGGGUUAUCAAGAGAAAAAAGCUGCCAAAAUUCUCAGCGCCAUUUUACUCGCGUUUAUCAUCACGUGGACACCCUAUAACUUCUUCACUGUGUUCCAGGUUUUCUGCGAGGAUUGUGUUAAUGGGACUGUCUAUGCAAUUGGCUACUCGUUGUGUUAUUUGAACAGCACAAUCAAUCCUUUGUGCUACGCCCUGUGCAACGUGAACUUCCGAACGACUUUUCUUCGAAUACUUUUCUGUCGUACUAAACGUAAUGCUGGCUACCAGAAAACUAUCCUCCUGCAACGCCAUCGGCGUCUUCAUCUCUCAGGCUCUUAUUCGCCUUCUGGUUCCGCUAAGAAAAGAUGGACAGAUGAAAAAUGA
Molecule: messenger RNA, 2064 nt
Organism: Acanthosepion pharaonis
Lineage: Eukaryota; Metazoa; Mollusca; Cephalopoda; Sepiida; Sepiidae
Source: the annotation of a GenBank genome assembly